Molecule: messenger RNA, 3154 nt
Organism: Owenia fusiformis
Lineage: Eukaryota; Metazoa; Annelida; Polychaeta; Sabellida; Oweniidae
Source: the annotation of a GenBank genome assembly
AUUCUCCGUAAAGGUGCUGCUAUACAAACCCAAACAACUUUUGAACAAACUUGUACCGACAUAAAUCAACAAAUGCAUGCAUUUUCCCAACAGAUAAAACACUAUGAGUCGACCAAGACAAAAGAAAAAUAUGCAGAGUAACUAUUUUGAAUCUGAUGGAGAGACCUCGCCCAGGCAGAACUACGGAAAUUUGGAUGAAAAAUUGACGGGAAUUUUUGAAAUUGACCAUAAAAGUUAUGAUGUUACUUUAUCAGACACCAAAUUGAAUUGGAGUCCCAUGGGCACAGUCAUAAAGAAGAAAAAGUCGAAGAAGAAACACAAAAGUCAUGAUGAUGACAAUGAAAACCAGGUUUUGUUAAAGGAUAUAUAUGGAGUGAGAGUCAAAUACCAAAAGCCUGGAGAUGGGAUGGUUCUUGGUGUGGAGGUGUACACUUAUGAACGUAAAGAUUUCAACAGAUUGAAAGACAGGCCAAUACUCUUAGGUCAUCCCAGUGGUGAGGUGUGCAGUUUAUGGGCAACUAGGAUCGACCAAAUCAUAUCAGGGUUGCCUGGUAGACUUCGGAAAGUGAAAGUAUUUGUCCAGGCGCAUGCUGGGAUCAAAACUCGUUAUAUAUAUAGGGCACUUGUACACCCCAUCCUUCUUGGUGCUAAAAUAGAACAGGACAUUACAGAGGUGAUACACAAUGAAACAAUUAAACAAGAAAUGGUACAUCUCAAACUCUCCAAUUAUGACUGUAUUAUCUGUGUCGGUGGAGAUGGAACUGUUAAUAAGCUUGUAAAUGGACUCCUUAAUAAAACCCAACAAAACCAUGGAAUUGAUGUUAAACCAACCACCAAUCCAGCUAAACCUAUGAUUCCAAUUGGCAUUGUACCUACAGGAUCUUCCAACAAUAUUGCCCACUCAGUAUUAGGGACAGAUGACCCAGUUUCAGCAGUUCUACACAUAGUCUUAGGUCAUAAAUGUCCAGUUGAUGUAUGCUCAACAUAUCACAAUGAGAAGUUCCACAGUUGGGGAUUCAACUUCCAGUACGGGUUCGGUGGCAAUAUUCUUGUUUUCGCUAACAGAUACUCAAAGUUGGGCCAGCGAAAGGUUGAGGCUGCUUUCUUAAAAGGCCUAACUAAGUCUAAAUUAAGGCCAUAUGAUUGUGAUAUCCAGUACAUUCCUAGUCCCAAGAAUACUGAGAGUAAUCCACUAGAUGGCGUUGUAUGUCACACAGGGUGUUCUGUGUGUUUGGACUCAUCUAUGGGUGGAUCUAACUUUGGAAGUGUCUACAGUGACUCCCUACAGGAAUAUGACCCUCUUGCCAUCUCUGGGACCAGUAGUACCAUAAUAGAUCUGACCAAAGAAUCUCCAUGGCGAUCAACUAAGGGAUCGUACAUGAACGUUGCUGUUUUCACUCUACCUGGGCUGAGUGAAAUGGCGCCACAAGGCCUCAGUAAAUAUACACAUCUGGCUGAUGGGUGCAUGGAUUUGGUCCUUGUGAGAAACACAGAGAGGAAGGACUUUAUUCGAUAUCUCAAACGUCAUGGGAAUUCCAAAAAUCAGUUUGACUUUCCAUUUGUCGAAGUACACCGAGUUAAAGACCUGAGAAUACGUGGACGUUUGGGGACAACUUGGAAACAUAAAGACUGGGACUUCAAUGAAGUACAAUACGAGAUGAAGAAACUUGAGCUGAGUGUUAUAAGUGAGAGGUCUAUGGAGGUUGUGAAUGAUCUUAGUGAUAUUGAUGAUGAUGAUGAGGAUAUUAAGAGUUUAGGAUCAGGCGCAGGGUUAUCUGAUGAUGAUGAAGAUAAUAGUAAUGAUCCAAAGGCACAAAACAACAUGCGACAGUCCUACUCAGCACCAGUGUACCGUAAAACAUUCUACGAACAAAACCGUGAACGCAGAUCUAAAAAGACAAGAGACAAGGAAGAAAAGAAGAAACAGUCGGAAGAAAUGAAGACAAGGUCUGUUUGGAACAUGGAUAGUGAAAUUCAGCGAGAUAUAGACUUAGAUUUUAGAAUCCAUCCACAGUUGCUUCUAAUUUGUGGCCAGGGUCUUCAUCCUCAGACUCCUAGGCAAGAGGCCAAGAUGGGGUGCUUACCAGCUUUCUAAUCAGCUACCAGCUGCAUUGUGGUCAACAUGCUGCAUUGUGGUCAACCAGCUGCAUUGUGGUCAACAAGCUGCAUGGUGGUCAACAAGCUGCAUUGUUGUUGAUAACAAACUUUCACUACACAAGUCUUAUUUAUAUAUACUUAGCAAAUAUGCUAAGAUGCUUUAUGUGUGUACUAUGUACAUUUGGAGAAAAUGGGUGGAUUUUCUGAAAUAUAUUAGUGUUAAUAUGGAGUCACAUCAGACACAAUCCAAAAUAGUUUAUGAAAAGGGUAAAAUGUGUACAGUAAUAAGUGUUAGUGUACAUACCCGGGGACAAUGUUUGAGAGAGAGAUUCUCUGUUAGCCUUAAGAAAUUCUGUGCAUGUACAGUAUGUAGAUGUAUAUAAUCUCAGCUAUUGCUUCAGAUUCUAAUUCAAUUUUCACUUUUUCUAUUCCGUCCAUUCCAAAGUGUCAUACUAUCUGCAAGCUAGAUUUAUGUAGAAACCUACAUUCUUAAAAUCUGUAUUUUUUAUAAAGUCAUAUUUUGCAAAUGUGAUAUAUCUUCGCUUCAUAAUACACAAUAAUGUAUAUUUUUUAUAUUGGCACUGGUGUGAUGCCUUGAUUUGAAGAAUCAUGCACACAGAAUGUGUAGGUGUCCUUACUAUGAAAAUGCGGUCUAACUGUUAAAAGAGUUGUAUAAUUGGCAAUGUUUGCAGCUUCAAUAAUAAAGGAUGUUGCAAAGAUAACAACACAAAAACUGAGAUAUGUUAAAUCAAAAUAUCAGAUAUACGACUAUUAAAAUUCAAUUAUUUGCACCAAAAUAUUGCUAAUAUCGUUGAAGGGUUGGAGCAUUAUUUUUUAUAGUAAGGGCUCACUUGUGCUUGUCUUUAACAUAUCUCAUCUAUUCUAUACUAUAUGUACAUUUAUAUCUAUUUGUUCUCUAUAUAACUGAUGUAUAAAACUUAGAUCUGCACCCAGCUUCUGUGAUAUACUCAACUACUUCAUAAGCAGCUUUAGAUCUGCACUGUAUAGUAAAUAUAAUAUAAAUAUAAUAUCAAUCUUUAUCCCAUAGUUGAGGUCA